Molecule: messenger RNA, 1602 nt
Organism: Rhodamnia argentea
Lineage: Eukaryota; Viridiplantae; Streptophyta; Magnoliopsida; Myrtales; Myrtaceae
Product: auxin transporter-like protein 2
Exons: 9
Coding region: 108-1541 (477 amino acids)
Cellular component (GO): plasma membrane
Source: RefSeq, a predicted model, not a curated record
GAGAGAUCUCAUCAUGCUCCACAUGUAAACAUAUGUGCGGAGAACAGAGCAACGGGCCCGUUUGAGUUUUGGAGGCUUGAAUUUGGCUGCAGGACAAAGAGGAGAAAAUGCUGUCUCAGACGCAGGCUGAAGAGGCGAUGGUCUCUAGCUUCACCAACGCCGGAGAGAGAGGCAGAGCAGUAGGAGAAGACGAAAAGGAGCAAACAGAUGACUCCGGCUCUGGCCUCAAGAGCCUCCUCUGGCAUGGCGGGUCUGUGUAUGAUGCUUGGUUCAGCUGUGCCUCCAAUCAGGUGGCACAGGUGCUGUUGACGCUGCCCUACUCGUUCUCUCAGCUUGGGAUGCUUUCCGGGAUAAUUCUGCAGAUCUUCUAUGGCAUUCUGGGGAGCUGGACGGCGUAUCUCAUCAGCGUGCUCUACGUCGAGUACCGAACCAGGAAAGAGAAGGAGAAUCACAGCUUCAAGAACCAUGUCAUUCAGUGGUUCGAGGUACUGGAUGGUUUGCUGGGUACCUACUGGAAAGCCAUUGGGCUGGCUUUUAACUGCACCUUCCUCCUCUUUGGAUCAGUCAUCCAGCUCAUAGCCUGCGCAAGCAACAUAUACUACAUCAAUGACCAUUUGGACAAGAGGACAUGGACGUACAUAUUCGGAGCAUGCUGCGCGACCACCGUGUUCGUCCCCUCCUUCCACAACUAUCGGGUUUGGUCCUUCCUCGGCCUUGGCAUGACCACCUACACCGCUUGGUACUUGACCGCCGCGGCCCUCGCUCAUGGCCAGGUUGAGGGUGUGACCCACUCAGGACCUACCAAGCUGGUCCUGUAUUUCACCGGCGCCACCAAUAUCCUCUACACUUUUGGCGGGCAUGCCGUCACAGUUGAAAUAAUGGACGCAAUGUGGAAGCCGAGAAAGUUCAAGUACAUAUAUCUGCUGGCCACACUAUAUGUGUUCACUCUCACGAUUCCAUCGGCGACGGCGGUGUACUGGGCCUUCGGCGACCAGCUGUUGACCCAUGCCAACGCCUUCUCUCUCCUCCCUCCCUCGGGGUGGCGCGAUGCUGCUGUCAUUUUGAUGCUCAUCCACCAGUUCAUAACAUUUGGGUUCGCGUGCACUCCGCUCUACUUUGUGUGGGAGAAGGUGAUAGGGGUGCACCACACGAAGAGCAUAUUCUUGAGGGCGCUUGCCCGGUUGCCGGUGGUGAUCCCCAUCUGGUUCCUGGCCAUCAUUUUCCCCUUCUUCGGGCCCAUCAACUCCGCCGUGGGCGCCCUCUUGGUCAGCUUCACUGUGUACAUCAUCCCUGCCGCCGCCCACAUGGUCACUUACCGGUCGGCCUCCGCCCGGCAGAACGCAGCUGAGAAGCCCCCAUCUUUCCUGGCGAGCUGGACGGGCAUGUACGUGUUGAACGCUUUCGUGGUGUGCUGGGUCUUGGUGGUCGGGUUCGGGUUCGGAGGAUGGGCGAGCAUGACCAACUUCAUCAAGCAAGUGGACACAUUUGGGCUCUUUGCUAAGUGUUACCAGUGCAAGCCACCUUCCCCAUCACACCAUUGACCUCACACUGAACUUGUAAUUUGGGUUUGCUGAUACUAAAAUUGGCUGCUGUGAUUAGGAA